AUAUUUACACCUCCAAGAUUUUGAAGAUAGUAGCAAUUAUUUCUCUUCCUUUGGUUAUGUUAUCCUGCUUUGGAGUCAUUAUAUUUAAGAAGAGAAAGAAAGUCAAACAAGCAACCAUACAUCUGUCAUGGAGUUCAAGAAGUUGACUUAUGCUGAUUUAGUGAAAGCAACAAAUCGUUUUUCUUUAGUCAACUUGGUUGGUUCGGGAAAAUAUGGGUCCGUAUACAAAGGUAGAAUUGAGUCGGAAGAACAUCAUACAUUUGCUAUCAAAGUUUUCAAGCUUGAUCAAAUUGGAGCAAAAAAGAGCUUCCAUGUUGAAUGUGAGGCACUUAGAAACACUCGUCAUCGAAAUCUUGUAAGAGUGAUCACCGUAUGCUCAACAAGUGACCCGACAGGACAUGUGUUCAAAGCUCUUGUUCUUGAGUAUAUGGUAAAUGGCGACCUAGAGAGUUGGCUCUAUCCAACACUAAUCCAAGAGCAUCAUCCAAAAAGACUGUUGUGUAUGGGUUCAAGAAUAGCAAUAGCAGUGGACAUAGCUGCUGCUUUGGAUUACCUCCAUAACCAAUGCAUGCCUCCUAUGGUCCACUGUGAUCUGAAGCCUAGCAAUGUCCUUCUGGAUGACGACAUGGGCGCAUGUGUCGGUGACUUCGGGUUGGCUAAGUUCCUACAUGGUUGUUAUUCUUCUUCUGGUAUUCAUGGUUCUACUUCUACAAGCCUAGCAGGGCCAAGAGGAUCAGUUGGAUACAUUGCACCAGAAUAUGGCUUUGGGAGCAAAAUCUCGACGGAGGGUGAUGUUUACAGCUAUGGAGUCAUCAUCUUAGAGAUACUCACAGGGAAGCGUCCAACUGACGAAAUGUUUGAAGAUGGACAGAGCCUUUACAAAUUUGUGGAAGAUUCAUUUCCUGAAAAGAUUUGCGAGAUACUAGACCCUAGAAUCAACAUCCCCUAUUAUGGGAACCGAGAUGAAGAAGGAGGGAGUUCUUCAGAGCAGGAAAAUCAUGAAAUGGCUGCAGGAAUGAUGAGCUAGCUGCAUCACCGCUCUGGCUAAGCUUGGCCUGCUAUGCGCCGCCGAGACUCCUAAAGUUCGACCAGCGAUGCAGGACGUCUACGCUACUGCUACCGCAAUCAAAGAAGCAUUUUCAGCACUGCCCUGCCUGAGCGGAAGAAGCAUUUUCAACCGUAUCUAUCGAUUGCCCACACGCUGCUGGUCUGGUGCAUGAUGACCUGCGACUAGUUUUUCUUCA
This is a messenger RNA of Hordeum vulgare subsp. vulgare (domesticated barley), 1244 nucleotides long. Its product is annotated as probable LRR receptor-like serine/threonine-protein kinase At3g47570. Gene Ontology annotation, molecular function: protein kinase activity; ATP binding. The coding region runs from base 128 to 1027 and encodes 299 amino acids. The transcript is spliced from 2 exons. Gene Ontology annotation, biological process: protein phosphorylation. The record is from RefSeq and is a predicted model, not a curated record. NCBI's taxonomy places the organism in Eukaryota, Viridiplantae, Streptophyta, Magnoliopsida, Poales, Poaceae.